Penicillium psychrosexuale is the source of this 201-nucleotide messenger RNA. RefSeq lists its product as uncharacterized. The coding region runs from base 1 to 201 and encodes 66 amino acids. The record is from RefSeq and is a predicted model, not a curated record. Lineage: Eukaryota; Fungi; Ascomycota; Eurotiomycetes; Eurotiales; Aspergillaceae. The transcript is spliced from 2 exons.
AUGAUUCAAAGCCAAGUACAUAACUCUAAUAUCUACCAGUGGUCAGAAUUUGCUAUUGUCGGUCGUCGGGGCGCUCUCAAGCAGCCGUUCGGGUUGCUAGUGUGGAUGCUGCAGAGGGCAGCUGCCAUCUCUCCAGCCCACCCAAAGGAAAUCUCGGCGGGAACUUACAGUGGGGUAGGGUCUGAGGAGAUGGAUAGUUAG